CUUGGAAAAACCAAACGGGCAUCCUUCAGCACAUGCCAUGGCACUGAAGUGGAGCUUCGCCCUUGCCGCUGGGCGUGCGGAAGCGGCCAGUUUGAGGCGUCCUUCUCGAAGUCCGACACCCAGGAUCGCGUGGUCGUUUUGGGAUAAAGGAGCUGAGAAGUUGCCAGACUUUCGUCGCCUUUGUGUCGAGACCUGGGCUGCUCAGAACCCCGACUGGGAGAUUGAAAUUUUGGACCAGCGCAACGUUUUGGAUUUUUUGGAGCCUUCGGAUUUGCCCAGAUUAUGGGACGAGAUGUACGUCCCAUGGCAGGCAGAUGCUGUGCGACUGGCCUUGCUGGCGAAGUAUGGAGGCCUGUGGAUUGAUGCAUCAACUAUUUGCUUCCAACCGUUUGAUGCCUGGAUCUACGGAGCCAUUCAGUCAGAAGAGCGCCCAGAAGAAAUAGCCGCAUUCUACUUCUCUGCAUGGGGCUGUGAAAUGCACAAGAGCAAGGAGUUUGUUGAGAACUGGGUGAUGGCAGCCCGACGUGAACAUCCACUGAUGUUGGCCUGGCAAGCGCUUUUCAACGGCUAUUGGAAUAGCAAGUCCAGGGCAGACGCCUUUUCCAUGUUCCUCGACCCACCUGGUGUGCCAGAGCACCCGCUUUUUCGAGAUGUCGAUUUGAGCCACUUGAAACGCUUUGGGCAAGAUUUGAGGAAUUAUUUGCUGAUGCAUGCAGCAUUCAAAAAGAUGAUUGAUCAAUACCCAGAGUUCCGCCGAAUCUGGGAAGAGGAAAUGCUUCUAAUCCGUGCAGAUGACACCGCCUUUUGGCACAUGGAAGAGCCAGACGUGAAGUGGGACCCAAACGCUGCUCUGCGAAAAUGGCGGCGGAAGACAGAUCCGUCUUGGAUGGCUUAUGUGAAAAAAUCCUGUCCAGUCUUGAAGUUCACAAGAGAUACCGCGCAACUGCUCGAUGGGCUCUCGCGCGAGGAGUGUCUGACGGCAAGGGGCUAAAUGAACUAGCAAGGAAACUCACCAAGCUGUGGCAAGGUCUUAAAGACCUGAGGGACUACACCCGGAAAGAUUAACACGGAACCUAAAAAUUGACCUUUGGAAGAUCAUUUCCCCCAAAAAUGCACAUCCAGUGGUUUCAGAUUUCUGGUGAAUCUUCCAGGGCGUAUAUUGUAUACACACAUUGUUCCGUUGUUUGUUCCGAGUUACGUUGAGCCGGUUUGACUUGCGUUCGUGGGCCACAGGUGGUGCACGCGGGUGGGACCACAGGCCGAAUGGAAGCAGAGAAGUCAGAAAGCACUGUAGAAGCUGUGGGUGGCAGCUGGAGGUGGAAAACACUUCACUAGAGAUUGGUGGAGGACAGCAUCGAACUGAGUUCUUAGAGAGUAUCAACAGUAGGGCUUCAUCACACUCCUACUUAUGUGACACUUCAUCAUACAAAUCAUCACUUCGCCUACAAAUCGCCACACAUCACUUGACUGCAUCACAAAUAAGAUCUUCACGGCACUUCGCAACAUCACAAAUCAAAUCAAACCAGUGACAUGCCAAAUCACCCUGCACCGCACUGCCACUGUGCACUUCAGGAUCAUCACAAGUGUUUUUCGUUUGGAACCCAAGGCUCGUUCGGUAAAUUCAACAGCUGCAAAGAUUUAUUGCUUGUUGUCGCAGUGUACAUGCACAAUCGCAGGCCGCAAAUGAACACUUGCCAUCAUAGUUUGCCAUUCUUGAAACUUCCACCCAGAGGGCUGCUUUUGCAAGGCGUUUGAGCAAUUCUGAGCACACAUGUGCACUGUGGUUUCUCUAUCGGCUAUCGGCUACCGCUUUGGCUUGCAACAGAAAAGGGUUCAUGUAUUGAAUGUAUUGAUAUGCUAGUAACAAGGAGCUACCAGUAACAAGAAGCUACUAGUUGGAGUUGGAGGCCAUUACUACUAGUAACACGAAGCUACUAGGUGGAGGCCAUCGCUAUUAGGUUGGAGGCCAUUACUAGGAGUAACAAGAAGCUACUAGGUGGAGGCCAUCGCUAUCAGGUUGGAGGCCAUUACUACUAGUAACAAGAAGCUACUAGGUGGAGGCCAUCGCUAUUAGGUUGGAGGCCAUUACUACUAGUAACAAAAAGCUACUAGGUGGAGGCCAUCGCUAUUAGGUUGAAGGCCAUUACUACUAGUAAUAUGAAGCUACUAGUAUGGGAAGAGAAAAUAGUUAAGCCGAGCCUUUGAGAUCCUGCGUGUCGGCGCUCGACAUCGCUCGACAUCUCAGGCUGGAACCUGCUUGGGGGAUGCUUUCGCCCAGGCAUUAUCGGUAGACUAACUGCAAAACCGUCGGCCACUCUGGGCAAGAAGGUCGAGCCGGAGCCGCAUGCAGGGUUGCAAGCACCGACCUGGAAAUGUCCACGUGGACAAGCUUCCUGGAAAAGACCACCUUAUGCUGACGAACAGCAAGGACAAGGCCUUAUUGCUGACGAAUUCUGGC
Messenger RNA from Durusdinium trenchii, 2458 nucleotides. The record is from the annotation of a GenBank genome assembly. NCBI's taxonomy places the organism in Eukaryota, Dinophyceae, Suessiales, Symbiodiniaceae.